Centruroides sculpturatus (bark scorpion) is the source of this 2149-nucleotide messenger RNA. Its product is annotated as ankyrin repeat domain-containing protein 18B-like. The record is from RefSeq and is a predicted model, not a curated record. The coding region runs from base 79 to 2100 and encodes 673 amino acids. Lineage: Eukaryota; Metazoa; Arthropoda; Arachnida; Scorpiones; Buthidae. The transcript has a single exon. Gene Ontology annotation, molecular function: protein binding.
AUGAAUUUAUAAACUUUUUGUUUUAUUAUUUACAAGCCAAAUUUGUCUUCCCUACGCACUAAUAAACUUUUUUAAAAGAUGGAUGAGAGUGAUCAUUGUGAUGUAUCAGAAUUAUCAUUCAUUCAUAAAGCAUUUCAAACAGACGAUGUCGAUGAAGUGAAGCGCAUAAUUAAGUUUACAGAGGACGUUAAUGUCACGGAUAAAUAUCAAAGAAUACUGCUUCAUUUGGCAGCAAUUCAAGGUUUUCAUAAUAUCGUAAUUGUUUUGCUAGAAAGCGGUGCUAACGUAAAUGCUGUGGAUUGCGAAAAUCGUACGCCGAUAUUCAAUGCUGUUCAACAUGGACACAAUGAAAUUGUUAAAUUAUUACUGGAGAAAGGGGCAGAUAUAUCUCUUAAAGAUAAAAAUGGCAAUACAGUCUUGCAUAUAGCGAUUGCUAACAAAUUCGUAGAGAUUGCCAUUAUUCUUAUUGAAAAAAUACCGUUUGUGGACAUAACUAAUAAGAGAGGACAGACCCCUUUGCACUUAGCUUCUCUUCUUGGUUUGGUAGAUAUUGUCAAAAGUUUGUUACGACGAGGUGCUUCUAUAGAAUAUCAAGAUGAUGAACACCAGACUCCUUUAAUAAUAUCUUUUAAGGAAGGUCAUUUAGAGAUACUAAAUCUUCUUCUUCAGAAAACUAUAAAUGAGGAUUCUUAUCAUUCUAAAAGUGAAACUAGCAAUGAAACGGACAAUGAAUAUAUACAGGUUUCGAAUGAGAUAGAAAGAUCAGAAAAAUUACAAAGAAGUAAUAUUUACCCAAGGAUUGUUGAAGUAUCAUCUAAUAUUCAUAAUUCUGCAAAUGGCUCAAACGAAAUAUCAAUAGGAGGUCAAAGUUUGUCAAUGGUGUGUAUUCCUCAAGAUAAUACAUUUGAUAAAGAUAUUAUAGAUUUGUGUGAAAUUGCAAAUGGAUUAAUGAGUUUUGCUAGUCGACUAGAUGCAAUACGAAACGUUAUGAAUCAGUUACACAUGAACGAACAAAGUUAUGAACAUAAACUAAAAACUUUAAGCGUAGAAUUACUAAACGAACAAAAGUAUAAAAAUAGAAUUGAGAAAGAUUUCGAGAAUUUCAAGUCUACGAUCGCCUCUUCAGAAAACCAAUUGAAAUGUAAUUAUUUAAAAAUUCAAAAAUUAAAAACAGAAAUGGAUAUUUUGAGAAAAAGGAUGAAAGAAGAAAAACAAACAACAUAUAAUCUUGAAAAUUACACCAAUGAGUUAAAACAGAGAGAAAUGGCUUCUUCAUCAGUAAAAACUAAGGAAGAUGAAUUGGACGAUAUAAAAACUCAGAUUAAAAAGCUGAAUGCAGAAAAUUAUUCAUCGAUUAAUCAAAGAAACUUUCUUAAUAUCGAAAUUAAUAAUAAAAUUAAUGAAAUAGAAGAAUGGGAUAAUAAAUUAGCCAUUGCAAAAAAUGAAAAGUCAAGAUUUCAGAUGCAAAUUGAAAUUUUGCAUAAAGAGAUAAAUAUGAAGCAAGAAACUUUGAAGGAUCAGUUACACAUUAACGACAAGAAUUUCCUACAAUUAAAUUUUGAAAAGGAAUCUCUUGAGAAAUGUUUAGACAUGGAAGUUAAAAAAAGACUAACAGUCGAUAAAAAAAUAGUCAUCAAAGAAAAAGAAUUACAAGAAAUGAAUGUAAAAUAUAGCAGUGUAAAAAAGGAAAUUAAUAAAAUACAACAAGUAUUAGAAAAUCAAUCACGAUUGCAUUGCAAGUCGGAACGAGAACUCCGAAAUCGAGCGGAACAAUUAAGAAAAAAUAACCAGAACCUGCUUAAAAGCAUAAACGAAUUGCCUUUAGCAUUGCAAAAUACGGAAUUUCAAUUAGAAAAAGAAAAUUCGGAAAUAAAUAGAAUAUUCACAGAUCUUCAAGAAAAUUUCGAAAAAACGGAUUUACUCUCCAGAGAUCAGAAUCAAUUGCAAUCUUUCUCCAAUCAUUAUUCUGUUUUCAAUGAAUUGGUGUCAAAUUUUGAAGAUGACAACAAGAAAACAGAUGACCAUCAUCCUAAACGAAAAUUAUUUAAUUGUUUGAGUCGGAAGUUAAAAACAAAAUCGCGCAAACAAUGGACUCUUUGAAAUCAAUCAUGGACAUAUUAAUGCAACAAUUUUCCAAAUAAAAAUGGAC